Fulvia fulva is the source of this 990-nucleotide messenger RNA. RefSeq lists its product as uncharacterized. The record is from RefSeq and is a predicted model, not a curated record. Bases 1 to 990 code for a protein of 329 amino acids. Lineage: Eukaryota; Fungi; Ascomycota; Dothideomycetes; Mycosphaerellales; Mycosphaerellaceae. The transcript has a single exon.
AUGACGACGCCUGGUGCGAGCUGUCCAUUCCUCGAGCUGCCUUGCGAACUCCGACUGUUGAUAUACGGAUACGCCGUCUUGGACUCUCCCACCAUCACGAUCGGAACUGCACAGCUGACAGGCACCCACGCCGACAUCGUCCAUCGAUUCUAUGGAAGCUCGCAAUCACCUUUCCCGGGAAUCCCGCAAAACCACGAGCCCGUCGUCGAAACACGAUACCAAAGCGCUCUCCUAUCAAAUCAGGCUACAAUACAGCUAUCACCCGCGACGACCGAGCCGCUGAACGAGCCCUACCAGAAUACGCAGACAGCCUACCACAUCCUCUCCCGUUUGUGUAAACAGGUGAACCAUGAGCUCAAGAGCCACUUUUCCAUCCCCUCACGCCGACAGACGAGUCUGUUCGUGCAGUAUCCUCACGGACUGCACGUCUUCCACAAAGUUACACCACAGCUGCUACGACAGGCGAGAAGCGUCCACUUGGCAGGCGUAUACAUCCCCUCGAACUUCAGCCCAGCUCGCGCGGCGUGUCUCGGACCACGAAACGCACCAGCGCAAGAAAAGCUCCAAGGCACCACACCCAACAGCGCAGAAGAGCUAGGCGACUUGAUCAAGUCCAUGUUCGGCCCCGACGCACAGCAUCCGAUCGAGAAACUGGAGAUGAGGGUCUACUUCCCAGGCGAAGACUCCUACGGCACGGUUUGGGGAGACGACAGCUCGCCGAUCGUGGUCGCGCUGCGGAACAUCAGCCUGGGAGAAAUUUCCAUGGAGGUAUGGCGGGGGAGGCAUGCGACGGGCGUGUAUCUCACGGCUACGCCGGCGAAAGAGAGGAAGCGGGUUGUUAGCACGGUUUGGCGUAAGCUGGAGGAAGGGGGACGAGGUGAGCCGGCUCGCGGUAGUUGGAUUGUUGAUCCUAAGUGGCCGGAGUGGGCGGAGGAGUAUAGCAUGUCUCCUGGGUCGAAGGGGGAUACUAUUAUCUCUGUUCCGGCUUGA